Messenger RNA from Arachis duranensis, 1807 nucleotides. Its product is annotated as G-box-binding factor 1. Gene Ontology annotation, molecular function: DNA-binding transcription factor activity; sequence-specific DNA binding. Gene Ontology annotation, biological process: regulation of DNA-templated transcription. Gene Ontology annotation, cellular component: nucleus. The transcript is spliced from 12 exons. The record is from RefSeq and is a predicted model, not a curated record. Lineage: Eukaryota; Viridiplantae; Streptophyta; Magnoliopsida; Fabales; Fabaceae. Bases 386 to 1408 code for a protein of 340 amino acids.
AACUUGUUAGAGUUUGUUGCGAAAUUUCAAGUCCUUCCCAUUCCUAUUUCGUCCCACAACUGCUCUCUCUCUCUCUCUCUCAAUAUUCUUUUCCUCUUUGGCUCCUUCCUUCAUACUAGCACCACAACAAAACAAAACAUAAGCAUACAAUAUCAUUAGUAUAAUUAUAAUUAUUAGAGUUAUAAUUGGUAUUAUUAGAGGUGUAAAUCCUGCUUGGACAUCUAUCCCUGUUGGAAGUCCACCUCAUCUUUUCUUCACGCCAUCGGAACAGGUGUGUUUAUUUAAGGUGGUAGAAUUACUUACAUGGCUAUCAGAACUUGAUCUGAUUGCAAGUUAUUUGGUUCGGUGGCAAUAUUGGAAGUGCAGUUUUUCUUAAGUGGUCUAGAUGGGGACUGGGGAAGAAAGCACAGCUAAACCUUCUAAACCAUCGUCUACAACUCAGGAGAUUGCACCGGCUCCUUCCUAUCCUGAUUGGUCAAGCUCUAUGCAGGCUUAUUAUGCCCCUGGAGCUACUCCACCUCCUUUUUACGCCUCAACUGUUGCUUCUGCAGCUCCCCAUCCCUAUUUGUGGGGAGGCCAGCAUCCUCUAAUGCCACCAUAUGGUACUCCUGUUCCAUAUCCAGCUAUAUAUCCUCCUGGGAGUGUCUAUGCUCAUCCUAGCAUGGCAACGACUCCGAGUGCCCCACAGACCGACUUUGUAGGCAAGGUACCCAACGGAAAAGAUCGGAAUUCCGCUAAAAAUUUGAAGGGAACUUCUGCCAAUAAUGGUUCUAAAGCAGGAGACAAUGGAAAGGCAGGCUCGGGGUCAGGAAAUGAUGCCAUCUCACAAAGUGGUGAAAGCGGUUCUGAGGGAUCAUCCGAUGACAGUGAUGAGAAUGCUAACCAUCAGGAAUCGGCUACAAACAAGAAAGGAAGCUUUGACAAAAUGCUUGCUGAUGGAGCCAAUGCACAGAACAAUGCCGGAACUCAAUCUUCUGGAAAGGCUGCUGUGUCAAUGGCUGCAACUAAUCUUAAUAUUGGAAUGGACUUGUGGAAUGCAUCUUCUGCAGGUGCUGAUGCUACAAAACUGAGAAACAAUCAACCUGCCCCAGGAGCUGUCAACCCUCCUACUAUAAUGGGACGUGAAGUUGCACUUGGUGAACAGUGGAUACAAGACGAACGUGAGCUGAAGAGACAGAAAAGGAAACAGUCUAACAGAGAAUCAGCUAGGAGGUCAAGACUACGCAAGCAGGCCGAGUGUGAAGAGUUGCAAAAGAAGGUGGAGUCACUGGGAAACGAGAACCGAACUCUGAGAGAAGAACUUCAGAGAGUAUCAGAAGAAUGCGAGAAGCUUACAGCUGAAAAUAAUUCCAUCAAGGAAGAGUUGGAAAGGUUAUGUGGACCAGAAGCAGUUGCCAGCCUCGAAUAAAUCACCUUUUUGUUAUCUUCAUUAUAAGGCAACCCCGAGGUUUGAUCAAUUCCCAGAGCUAGAAGAGACAGACUUGCAGCUGCAAUUCUAUCAAUGCCGGUUCUAUUAAUUAAUCGAGCAUAGGAUAUAGUAUAAUUUUUCUUCUUUGUUCACUAAUUUUAUCAUACCAUUAAUUAACCCUCAAUUGUAAUUCUCCUGAUGUUAUUAUUAUACACGUCAUUUGUUGUAAUAUUUCAUCUGCCCUGAAGCGUAGAUUAUGUUAGGAUAAUUGAGCAUUUGUGCUCAGAAAUUAGUUUUGCAACUCAUGUCAUGAUAACGCUUAUAUCUCCCAGCACCGUGGGUGACUGGAACCACGUCUUUGUUCUCUCCUAUAUAAUAAUAUCUGAGGAUUUGAGGUGA